UUCCCCGCCCCGCCCCCGUGGAAACUACGGUGGCUGUGAAGGCGUCGGAGUCUAGGUGGUGGGCCUUCCAUUAGCUAGUGGAGCAGGGCUGCGAUACAGACCAUGUCUUUCAAGAGGGAGGGGAACGACUGGAGCCAGCUCAACGUGCUCAAGAAGCGGAGAGUUGGUGACUUGCUGGCCAGUUAUAUCCCAGAAGAUGAGGCACUAAUGCUUCGAGAUGGACGAUUUGCCUGUGCAGUCUGUCCCCACCGGCCUGUAUUAGACACACUGACCAUGUUGACUGCUCACCGGGCAGGGAAGAGGCACCUGGCCAGCCUGCAAGAUUUCUAUGGCAAGAAGCACCAGUGGAAAGGAGAAGAACAGAAUCCAAAACAGCAGGAAGAAUGGAGAACUGAGAAGAGGGGGGAUCAGGCUCCUCUGCUGGCUCAGACCCGUUUAAUCACCCAAAGUGCCCUGCGCAGAGCUCCAAAUUAUAACAGUUGCUGUCGACGUCAGAGGAACAGACCAGAAGCUCCUUCACCCUCAGCUCCCCACCUCCCAAACAGUCCCCGACAGACUGAGGAACCACCAGACAAGAAGGCUGGCAGAGCACUCAAGUCAGAGGGUGAUAUACAGGCCAAGAGGGAUUCAGCAGCAACCCCAACCCCUGUGCCCUUGAGUCCUGCCAGACGAAGAGCCUUGGACCAUUAUCUGACCCUGCGUAGCUCUGGUUGGAUCCAGGAUGGAACAGGUCAAUGGGUAAAGGAUAAGAAUGUGGAGUUUGAUUCUGAUGAAGAGGAGCCCCCAGAUCUCCCCUCGGAUUGCUACCCUGCCUCCUCACCCGUUUCAUUUAAAUAAAUUAGAGAAGAUCCUGGGAACCUCACUUCUUUCUUCCUUUAAGGUCUGGCUGUGUGUGCACCAGACAACUCUCUCAGGUCCUUCCCCCCUUGCAGGGUGCACAAUUCCCUAUGCCACACC
Molecule: messenger RNA, 957 nt
Organism: Dromiciops gliroides (monito del monte)
Lineage: Eukaryota; Metazoa; Chordata; Mammalia; Microbiotheria; Microbiotheriidae
Gene: SCNM1
Product: sodium channel modifier 1
Exons: 7
Coding region: 103-837 (244 amino acids)
Biological process (GO): RNA splicing
Cellular component (GO): nucleus
Source: RefSeq, a predicted model, not a curated record